Molecule: messenger RNA, 366 nt
Organism: Rhizoctonia solani
Lineage: Eukaryota; Fungi; Basidiomycota; Agaricomycetes; Cantharellales; Ceratobasidiaceae
Exons: 3
Coding region: 1-366 (121 amino acids)
Source: RefSeq, a predicted model, not a curated record
AUGCUGGGACCUAUAACAGUGGAACGAUCUAUUCCACCUUUGGCUCCUGUGCUCGAAUCCGAAUCCACGCCUGCAGAACGGAGAAAGUAUUUUACUGAUGAAUCCCACCGCAAAGAAGACUUGAUCCAAGCCGAUUUCGUACACGGCUAUCUCCAAUUCCCGUCACUUACGAUGGCGCUCCCCGGGGGAUUGCAGUUCGACCUAAUGUAUUAUUAUGAUGAGCGGCCCGUUCAUUUUAUCUGCAAGGAGCGAGGCACCGAAAAAACCUUGUUUGUUGUAUCAUUUGUGGUGAUCAAGGAUACUGGUGUACCAGACCAAGGGAACGACAAUGAUGCCACGCCCGUGGAUUCUUCAGACAUUGACUAG